Molecule: messenger RNA, 804 nt
Organism: Colletotrichum karsti
Lineage: Eukaryota; Fungi; Ascomycota; Sordariomycetes; Glomerellales; Glomerellaceae
Exons: 2
Coding region: 1-804 (267 amino acids)
Source: RefSeq, a predicted model, not a curated record
AUGAGCAAUGCGGAUUCUCCCACAGCGUCAGCUGCAGUCUCGGCUGCGAAGGGGAGUUUUGACGUGACUACGCUCUUCCUACAACAGAGCGACGUAAUUCUUCACUGCGGGGGCGCAAAAACCUUCGUCGUCCCGAAGGACAUGGUUGUCAGGAACUCGGAGUACUUUGCCUCCUGCCUCGAAAAACCCCUGAGCCAAUCUAGCGAGACAUUAUCAACCUCCAUCGAACUCCACAAUGUCAAUCCAGGGAGCCUCGGCGUCUACCUGUGGUUUGACCUCCAGGUGUCCACGCGAUCAAUGCCAUGCAUCGACCGUCAAGCCCUACCAGAACCCAACGAUCUCCCGCUGCUGGUCGACGCCUACCAGUUGGCCCAUCGAUUCAUAAACAAGAACGUCAGACACGCCCUCAACGGCGCGAUCAAGGCCGCAAUCAAGGCCGCAAUCAAGGCCGCAAUGACAGUGCCCGCCGGCGACGAAAAGCAUAACGUUGUCAACAACAGCAGCUGGUGGAUCGGAAACUUUCUGGAUGGUUAUCACGCGUUGAAUGAUAAUGUUGACGAAGAGAAAGAGCUUCGCGGAGACAUUGUUGAGACCUUCUGUCGACUGUUUUUGGAAGACGACAGCGGGGCCAAUGUGCGACUUGUCGAUGAAGCGUUCAGAUUGGCGGUUCUUGAUCACCUCAUUUCUGCCAACGCCGACCUCCAAGCUAAGAACAAGAAGCUCGUGGAGGCCAACAAACAAAUGAAAUAUGCCGCGCAAUACAAUGCCGCCCUUACAAUCUGGUCAUAUGGAAAAAGGUUCUGA